AUGUGCACGUCGGCUGCACCCUUCCACACGCGUGACGAUCUGACCAACUGUCCUUUCAGCCCUCCCUUGCGACACGAUGUCUGGUAUAAGAACGAGAGAUCUCUAUCCAUCACCAUGAUUAAGACGCCGACUACAUCGACUCAACAGAUAGGCUUUUCCGUCGACGAGUAUCGGCCUAUCAAGGUUGUCUGCAUUGGUGCUGGAUUCUCUGGUAUCGUCGCUGGCAUACGGUUCCGGCAGCGUAUCCCCAACGUUGAUCUCACCAUAUAUGAGAAAGAGAACGGCGUCGGCGGGACUUGGCAUGUUAAUAAGUACCCAGGAUUGGCCUGCGACAUUCCUUCGCAUGCCUAUCAACUUUCCUUUGAGUCCAAUACGCAAUGGUCUUCCUUCUACGCUCCGGGCUCUGAGAUCAAGGCGUAUCUUGAAGGUGUCGUUGACAAGUACAAGCUCAUGCCCUACAUGCGUCUCCAACACGAGAUGACCGCUGCUCGCUGGGAUGAAGUGGACGCCAAGUGGAUAGUGAGCUUGCGUCGCGAGGCAGACGGCCAUGAGAUCACGGACACCGCAGACGUUCUCUUCCUCGGUGUCGGAUCACUCAACCGCUGGCGUUGGCCGGCCAUUGACGGACUCAAGACUUUCGGUGGCACCCUCGUUCAUAGUGCUGAUUGGAAUGUCCCCGAAGAUCGUCUCGAGGGCUGGAAGGACAAGCACGUUGCGGUCAUCGGAAACGGUUCCACAGGCAUACAGCUUGUGACAGCACUCCAGCCGCGCGUCAAGUCACUGACAAACUUCAUUCGUGGAAAGACAUGGCUCUCGACGUCGUUUUCGGUUGACAAGCUACAGGAGCUGGCUGGACGUGAGCCUGGGAGCACUGACUACACCUUCACCCCGGCGCUCAAGGAGAAGCUCAAGGAUCCAGUCUUCUACCACUUCUUCAGGCGCGAGAUUGAGGCUGCCACUCAUGUGUUCACCGCGAUCUCUUUCAAGGACUCGCCUAUCCAAGCUGCCUCGAAAGUCCUAUUGGAGGAAGAAAUGAAGCGAAAGCUUGCACGAAAGCCGGAGCUGGUAUCAAGGCUUCUCCCGGAGUUUGCCGUGGGUUGCAGGCGUCUAACUCCAGGCCCGGGCUAUCUCGAGGCCCUAUGCGAAGACAAUGCUACUCUUGAGACCACCCACAUCUCGCGAGUCACUGAAACUGGUGCCGACCUUGUAGACGGGCGGCAGAUCCCGCUCGACGUGUUGAUCUGUGCCACAGGCUUUGACACGAGCUUUCUCUACCCGUUUCCUAUCACCGGAAGAGAUGGCUUGAAGCUCUCCGAUCGUUGGGCGUCGCAUGCCGAGGCGUACCUCUCCCUUGCAGUUGACGGCUUCCCCAAUUUAUGGUUCGGCUUCGGCCCGAACUCCGCGCUUAACUCCGGCAGCAACGUGUUGUCCAUUGAGAAACAAGUCGACUAUGUUGUAGCUGCCACUGCGAAGAUGCAACGCGAGCGCUUGCGUACCAUAGAGGUCAAACCUGAGGCUUUACGGGACUUCAACGAGUACGCCCAGCAAUACUUCAAGAAGACUGUAUACCUCGACAACUGUAGCAACUGGUAUCGCAGUCCUGUAGAUGGGACCAUCACUGGUAUCUGGCCAGGGAGCUGCUUGCAUCUAGCUCGCGCGCUGUCUCAUCCCCGGUGGGAAGACUACGACUACGAGGGCCUCGCCGAGGAUCAUACAGAGAACAGGUUUUACUGGCUCGGAGACGGGCUCACUCUCGCUGAGAAGACGUUGACUGGCGAUCGUGCUUGGUACCUCGCUGAUGUCGACAUCCCACCUGUACCAGAGUAA
This is a messenger RNA of Peniophora sp. CBMAI 1063, 1827 nucleotides long. NCBI's taxonomy places the organism in Eukaryota, Fungi, Basidiomycota, Agaricomycetes, Russulales, Peniophoraceae. The record is from the annotation of a GenBank genome assembly.